Molecule: messenger RNA, 2814 nt
Organism: Komagataella phaffii GS115
Lineage: Eukaryota; Fungi; Ascomycota; Pichiomycetes; Pichiales; Pichiaceae
Exons: 1
Coding region: 1-2814 (937 amino acids)
Biological process (GO): DNA-templated transcription; regulation of DNA-templated transcription
Cellular component (GO): nucleus
Molecular function (GO): DNA-binding transcription factor activity, RNA polymerase II-specific; DNA binding; zinc ion binding
Source: RefSeq, a predicted model, not a curated record
AUGGAUUCAAGCUCUAAUGUGGUCAAAAGGCGGAGAUCAAGCACCGAUGAAGAAGGAAAGAUGGUAGAAUCCGGGGACCCUAACGAAUCCAGUAACCAUUCUAGACUCUCAAAGUCCUGCAAUGGUUGUAGGGCCCGGAAAGUAAGGUGUAAUGGAGAGAAACCUUCAUGUUCUUACUGCUUGAAAACUGGUAUCACUUGCGUGUUUUCUCCUUUAAGGAAACCUGGUCUCAAGAGGGGCUACGGUAAGCAGUUUGAUCAAAGGCUAGAUUCAGUUGAGGAGCAGUUGAAAACUUUUGGCGAUGAGAUAAAGAUGAUGAAAUUUCACCUUGGUGAAGCUCAUUCUUCUAACGGAGAGCUUUUGUUGAUAAAGGAUAAGGUUAGCAUUCUCGAGUCAAUGACCAACUCUCUCAACCAACAGAUGAAUACUCAUCUGAACCAACAGCAAUUGCGUUCAACGCCAGAACAACCUAACGAAUAUUAUCCACUGCGUCAACAACUGCAAGUAUCACAAAAAAAUAAGCCGCCGAAGAGUCUUGGACCGGAUUGUUACAUGCCUCUAAAGGUAGCUGACCAAAAUUAUAAUUCUACUCCACACUCCAGAGUUUCAGAUUCACGGAAUGUUAUCUUGAACAGUUACGAUCCUUUGAUGCCCAACGUACCUCCAGUCAAGAUUGUUCUUGAUCUGUACUUCAAAAAAAUUCACCCUUCGUUUCCUGUUUUGCACGAAGAGUCCAUCACUGCCACUGUUCUCAAUAAAAGCAAGACUGUUCCUCCAAUUUAUUACGCUAUCGUCCUUUUAUGUCUACGAUUUAUGAACGUUACGAAAAAAGAGGAAGCAUCAUACAACACCUACUGUAAGGAGAAGGUCAUAAUGAGCUCUCUUUCUGUCUCAACAAUCCCACAACUGCAGGCGAUGCUCCUGUUGGCCUACAGUUCUUUCGGUACUUUAAACAAUCCAGAGACUUGGUCGUACAUUUCUGUUAUCAGCGCUGGUGCUGUUCACUUGAAUUUGCUUAAAGAAAUUCCAAACUCCCAGCAACUACAAUUCUUCGAGAGUAAGGUAAGAAGGCGGUCCACCACAAGUUCUGACCUGAGAGACGAAGGUGCCAGAUCGGUAGGAUCAAACUCUAACUAUGGCCAGCCGACUCCCAGCGACCAUGGGGGUGUCAGAAAACCCUUGAAGCCAAAAUCGAUCUCUACCAAGAGUGCCAAGUUACUUCGUCGCCCUGAUAAUUGGUUGGAAGAGGAAUCUAGAAGACGUCUAUUUUGGGGCAUCUACAUGCUAGACAUUUUUUCCGCUGUAUCCAAUUCUUUCCCUUUGAAAGUGCCCUCAAAUGAAAUAACUGUUAUGCUUCCCGUAAAAGCAGAGUUGUGGAAUUGGAAUCCGGUUUCCUCUCAGCACUCCAGUCCGUCCGGGAUCUACUUGGAUAAGAGAUCACCCCAAUCAGCAGAACCGGUGCAUGAUUUGUUAAACGAUGAAUUGUAUGACUCUUUUGGAUAUUAUAUUGAGCUCCUUCAUCUUUUAGGUGAAAUUCACACCUUUUUGCGUAUUCCAGUGGAUAUUUAUGUUGCUUCAGAAGUACUCAAAUUUCAGAACAAAUUCCUUCUGCUAUAUAACAAGCUGAUGAAAUGGAAGUCAUCUAUUCCAGAGAGAAUCCAAAAUUUACUGAAUAAUUCCACACCUUGGAAUGAUAUGACUCCUAUGGAUUUCAACCUGGCUGCUUUGUACAUUACAACUUCUGUCAGAUUAAACUCUGCAGUAGGAUACCCUCAUGCUGAAUCAGACUUCUUAAGCUCCUCCAAAAUUGCCAAAGAACGAUGUAUAAACCAUGUUAAUGAGUUUCUCAGUCUCACAGCCUUGGUUGAGGGUUCACCGUUGUUUCAAGACAAAUCAACAGGUUCCUGCGAGGAUGCCUACCGAGUGCUAGGUCCGUGCUAUACGUUCACAUGCUGGGUCUGCAGUCGUGUGUUGAUGGUCAACUGUAUCUACAACCAAACUCCCUUUCCCAAAGAGCUGGACUUGUUAGUGGAGAAGCUUCUAAGGUUUGGAAAGUACUGGCAUUAUGCUACCAAAUACGGAAUCAUCAUUAAAUUCUUGAUGGGUGAUCAAGUAAACCUUCAGAAAGACCGAAUGGAAAACGCAAGCGUACUAAAGACGGAAGGAAAUGAUGAUUCUGAUUCAGAGGACUUGUCGAACAAUUACAAGAUAUUCUCUGAUAUGCGAUACAAUGCGUACAUUCUAGAUUCCAUCUUCAGCAAGAAAAUUGAUUCCCUUAGGAAUUCUACUGGUAUGGGUGAAACCACUGCUUCUGCCGAAGAGACUGGUGGUAACACUGAUAAUCAGCAGCAACAGCCGUCCCUAUUUGGAAACACAUCCAACAAUAAUAUUAACAAUAAUGAUAACAAUGAAGAAGCAACUGAAUUCAAUAACUUUUCAGGAACUGGAAAACUGGGCGUGAACGAUAAGGUUGAAAGUCUUGAUAACAUAUUUCAAUGGUUCAAGUUUCCUGUGGGCGUUUCUGAAGCUACCUCAAAUGUUACUAGGCCACAAUACUCUGUUAUGCCACAGCAAGUUAAUCCCCAGCAUGAGUUACUUCAUGGUGAACAUAAGAGUGUUGCAAACACACCUAAAGAUAGAUCAAAUAGAGCAAGUCCCGCUUUUAUUACAUCCAACGGUGAUACUCUCUUAUUCCGGAACUUGAACAUGUUAGAUCAAGUACCUGAAACAGAGUUCAAUUCGGUUUUGGAAUCCAACGAUCCAUCCCAGGAUUGGUUACAUAAUGCUCUGAACUUCUCCUACAGGAACAACUAA